This is a messenger RNA of Condylostylus longicornis, 3048 nucleotides long. RefSeq names its product TRPL translocation defect protein 14 (gene Ttd14). NCBI's taxonomy places the organism in Eukaryota, Metazoa, Arthropoda, Insecta, Diptera, Dolichopodidae. Gene Ontology annotation, biological process: photoreceptor cell maintenance. Gene Ontology annotation, molecular function: phosphatidylinositol binding; phosphatidic acid binding; GTP binding. The transcript is spliced from 12 exons. The coding region runs from base 549 to 1913 and encodes 454 amino acids. The record is from RefSeq and is a predicted model, not a curated record.
UAAUACUUCAAUUGUGAACGUCGGCGAGUUUGGUUAUUUUUGUCGUCGUUUUAGUUGUGAAUCAGCUCACAAUUCUUUACCAUAUAAAGUAGAAAAAUUUUUUUAUCAAAAUGAAUUUGUUAAGUUGUAUUCGAUAACCAUUAAGAGAAAUUCUCAAAUUUUGGUAUCAGAACCACGAUUCGUUCUAAACAAUAAAGGGAACUAAUAUAUAAAAUUUUUUAAUUUUUAUUUAUAUACAUAUUCCCUUUGAAAAUAUGGUAGAAUUAUAGUUUUUCUAUAAAUAGAAGAAAAUCAAAAAAAUAAAAGGAGUCUGUGAUAGCUGAUUUACUUGCGUACGAAAAUUUUUAAAUGGAAUAUAAUUUAAAAAAAUUUUAAAAAUAUACGGAAUCGCUUUCCACGGUAUUAAAAAACAAACCUACAACAAAAAAAAUAGAAAAAACAAAUAUCAUUGAAGAAGUUAUUUUUGGCGGCUGACCAACUAAUUUUAUUAAAGGCGCUGUAGUAAAUUUUAAAACAAUCAAAUUUUGCCAGAAAUUUUACCUUGAAAAAUGGACAAAACAGCUAUAAUUGAGGCAUCGCAAGCCAAAAAAGUAUACAAAAUAGUGUUGACUGGCGGACCAUGUGGCGGUAAAACGACAGGUCAGUCGAGACUAUGCACAUUUUUCGAGAAUUUGGGUUGGAAAGUUUUUCGAGUUCCUGAAACUGCUUCAGUUCUUUUAAGUGGUGGAGUGAAAUUUUCAGAUUUAACAGAAAAAGAAGUUCCCGAAACACCUUCUUCGUUUAAACACCUUAGUUUACCAUUCGUCUCACCAGAACAUAGUAUUAUAGACAUGACUGCCAGCUGCCCAAGAUGUUUAGCUGCAGCGGCUGACAGACCAGACGGUAGCGAAGCUUAUAAAUUUCAAGAAAAUCUUAUUCGAACAAUGAUUCAAAUAGAAAAUACAUACUUCGAGCUAGGAGCAUCAAGUACCAAAAACUGUUUAAUCAUAUGCGAUCGCGGAGUUAUGGAUGCAAGUGCAUAUAUUUCAAAAGAAAAAUGGAAAAAAAUGAUGGAAACAAAUCAUUGGAAUGCUAUAGAACUAAGGGAUAAUCGUUAUAAUCAGAUCCUUCAUCUAGUUUCAGCAGCAAAUGGAGCAGAAGAUUUUUACACGAUAGAAGAUCACGCUUGCCGCUCAGAAGGAGUUGAUUUAGCUCGUGAAUUGGAUUAUAAAUCUGCAGCAGCUUGGGUCGGUCAUCCUUAUUUUGAUGUUAUAGAUAAUUCAAGUGAUUUUGAAACCAAAAUGAACCGCAUGAUUGAGAGUGUCUGUAUGAAGUUGGGUAUAGAUAUAGGUGAUCGUCUAAAACAAACAUCACGAAAACUCAAAUUUUUGGUUGCAUCUUUACCUGCUGAUUCAGAGUUUCCACCGUUUCAAGACUUCGAUGUUAUACAUCAUUAUUUGCAAUCUUCCGGACCAAAAGUACAGGCAAGACUCAGAAAACGUGGUCAAAAUAAUCAUUGGAGUUAUAUUCAUACAAUACGCCGACCACAUGUACAUGGUCAAUCUGUUGAAGUUAAGACACAAUUAACACACAGGGACUAUUUGAUGCUGUUAGCUCAACGUGACGACGCUCAUUUUACUAUAUAUAAGAAGAGAAGAUGUUUCUUAGUUAAUAAUCAAUAUUUUCAAUUGGAUAUUUAUAAGGAACCCAGUCAUCCUAGAUGUAAAGGACUGAUACUUUUAGAAACCUAUUCAUCAUUAAGUGGUGAAUCACUAACAAAUUGUUUGCCAAAAUUCUUAAACAUCGUCAAAGAAGUUACUGGUGAUCCACAAUAUUCAAUGUUUAAUUUAUCACUUAAAGAAGAUUGGAGUGUUUCAAAUAAAUUCUGUCAUUCACUUCAUGUAGUCCGACAUAUUAUUCUAAUGACCAAGUGACCAAGAAGAACCAGUAAGAGAUUUGAAAACAACGCAACUAGCAAUUUUAUCACAUGGGACUACAAAGAAAUUACUUAACGGUAAAGCCAAAGGUUGACUUAUUUUAGUUAAAUAAACUUAAAUUAAAAAGUAGUAAACUGAAACAAAAAAAAAAAUUAUAAUGCGAAAGCAACAUGAAUUGUUUUUUAACAAGCGUUUUUAAAUAAAAAUUAAUGUUGACAUUAAUGGCUAUUUAUUUUAAAAUUAUAUUUUUAUUUUCACUUUGAAAUUAAUGACUGAUUACAAAAAAAAAUUCUGGUUUUUAUUUAAGUAGCGAUUUUGUGAAAUGUUUAUUUUCAAAUUUUUAAUACUUAUUUGCUCUUUAAUUUUAGAAACUGCAACAGCUUAAAGUUAAAGUAUUCUAAAUCUUAAAGUUUUAAAAUUUUUUGCAGUAAUUUUAUAGGCUUUUAAAUCUCAUAACCCUUAACAGACUGAUGAAUUUUUUUUUUUUUGCGGUUGAAUGAAAACAAUUAGGUGAAGUAUAACCUUUUUCUUAAAUUUUAUUUUAAAUUAUCUAAAAGCAGACGAUCCUAUAAAAAAAUUAUUGUAGCAGUUGUAAUUAAACGAUUUUUUUUAAUUGUUUAACUAAAUUUUGUUGUAUAAAAACCAGAUUAUUUUUACUUUUAAUAAUUAAGAAAAAAUUGAACUUAAUUAAAAUUUUAUUAUAUUUUUAAACUACAAAAAUUAAAAUUAAAUUGUAUUUAAUAAUAUGUACUUACAAAAAUUCAUACAUACAUACGUAAAUCAAUUUUACACAAUGUCAUUGUAACUAACAAUUUUAAUUUUAUGAUUUUUGUGUGAAUUUAAAAUUAAAAAUUUCUUAACUUUAGUUACAAUCAAAUUGAAUUUGUUAAAAAAAAGUCAGAGGCCUACUUAAUAUUUUUAAAAGAAAUACUUAGGUUAAAUUUGGAGAAAUAAAAAUUUCUUUAAAAAAAACUUUACCAGAAUAAGGAAAAAACUAUUAUUGUUCUGCAAAAUCAUAUUAUAUUACUUAAAUAUUGUUGUAAGUUAAUGUUUUUUUGUUUUGUUAAGUAGAUACAUAUGUACAUAAAGCAAAAAAAGAACUUUUUUAACUUGUAUCUUCAUCAAAAAUUAC